UAACAGCUCGCCCCGCCACUAAAGCUUCUGUGGCUUUUAGUUUUCGCUUUUUUUUGGUGUUCAUAAUAAAUAAUUCAUUCGAUGUUUUUCACUCUUUUUUAGGCUGUUAGUGGACGCUCCUAUAUUUUUAACUCUAAGCAUCUUGCCUGAAGUGUGGAUGCUGUGGAAGAAUGUUUCUGGUGGGAUUGACUGGCAAUGUGGGAACGGGAAAAUCUACGGUCAGCCAGAUGCUGGCCGAUCUGGGAAUUCCCAUCAUCGAUGCUGAUAAAAUUGCACGAGAUGUGGUGGUUCCCAAUAGUACAGCAUGGAAAACCAUCCGUAGUAAUCCCUUAUUUGGUUCGCGAUUUUUCACGGCGGAUGGUGAACUGGAUCGCGCCGCGAUGGCCGCCGAAGUGUUUAGCAAUGAAAAAUCUCGGAGAGUUCUGGAGCGCAUCACACAUCCCGAAAUCAGAAUGGAAAUGAUCCGUCAGAUUGUGCGAUACGCCAUUUCAGGUUAUCCGUUUGUUAUUCUGGAUGUUCCGCUGCUUUUCGAGAGAUCUCCGUUACUUCGGCUCUGCCAUAAAGUGGUUGUUGUCACAUGUUCCCAAGAUAAGCAGUUCGAGCGCCUCCGAAAGCGGAAUCAGUGGUCGGAAGAGGAGAUGCGGCAGCGUCUGGCGGCACAGAUGCCGCAGGAGAAGAAAGUCCGCUUCGCAGAUCAUGUAAUUAACAACAGUCAUUCCCUCCAGGAAACCAAUAAGCAGGUAAUGAAACUGCAUUCCGCUCUGAUGAAAUCCAAAUUCCACUGGGUUGUCCGCGGUGUAUUCCUGACCGGCGUUAUAUUACUCUGCGUCGCCCUCUAUCUCGUCCUUGUGAUAAUACGAUGGAUCUUUUGAUCGAGUAUUUGUUGUUUGAAACAUUUUCAGCUUUUUAGUUUUGCCUUGGACGUUUGUAAGGUUUUAUUACGGUUAAUUUUUACCUUUUGAAUUCUUUAUAUAUCAGGUUGUCUGAUAACCGGAACACACGUUCACAUUUCUCUGUUUUUAUUGAACUUUGCAUAAGAAGUAUUAAUGAGUUAUUUGUUGUUAACUUUAGUUGUAUUUGUUAAUUUUUAAUAUUCUGGUAGCAGCGCGUUAUGAGGGAGAGCGCUAUAAAUACAG
Molecule: messenger RNA, 1136 nt
Organism: Paramacrobiotus metropolitanus
Lineage: Eukaryota; Metazoa; Tardigrada; Eutardigrada; Parachela; Macrobiotidae
Product: dephospho-CoA kinase-like
Exons: 5
Coding region: 171-872 (233 amino acids)
Biological process (GO): coenzyme A biosynthetic process
Molecular function (GO): dephospho-CoA kinase activity; ATP binding
Source: RefSeq, a predicted model, not a curated record